AAGUGCCCGAAGCACAUUCAUCCAUAGUCAACUGUUCGUUGGUCUUCUGUUGCUACAGUUCGCAUGCACCUGCGGCUGCAUCGACAGAGGGGCCAGCUCCAAGAUUCUAGACUGACGUGAACUCUGUGAAGGUCGCAAUGGGCAAUGGCCUUGCUAAACUUGUCUUUCAGCCUCCUCAAUCUUCGUAUGGCAAAGAUCCGAAUCUCUUCUGGCUAACAACCUCAAGAGAAGAGGUCAUCCCAGCUUUCUUCAUCCGACGUCAGGAUUCUCAUUUUACCUUGCUCUUCAGCCACGGCAAUGCCGAAGAUCUUGGCCUCAUCAUACGGUACUUCCGUGAGCUCAGCCAUAUCCUCCAUGUGAACGUGUUCUCAUACGAGUACACUGGCUACGGUAUGAGCACUGGGCAACCGCAGGAAGCCGCAGUGUAUGCGGACAUCGAAGCUGCCUUUAAGUACCUCCGCGAGGAGCUUCGGAUCCCUUGGUCACAAAUCGUGCCGUAUGGCAGAUCCAUUGGAACUGCGCCGUCGAUACACCUGGCCAAAACCGCACCAGUCCGGGGAAUCAUUCUCCAGAGCCCCAUGGUGUCGAUCUACAGAAUACCGUUCCGCUUGCGCUUUACCCUUCCAGGAGACAUUUUCACCAACAUUGAUAAGAUUGGCGAUGUUUGCUGCCCUGUGUUCGUGAUCCAUGGCACCAGGGAUGAAAUUGUUCCCGUGUGGCAUGGACAGGCUUUGCACGAAAUGUGUGUGAAGAAGGGCAUUGCUUAUGAAGCAUAUGUUGUGGAGGGCGGAGAUCACAACAACUUGGAGAUGCAGGCUGGAGAUGUGUUCUACGAACGAGUUGCGCGCUUCCUGGAACAUUUGAAGCGCGCUGCCAUCUCUGAAAAGUUGCAGAGACAGGCCGAACGCGCUGGCUUCUGAGCCCUAGCAUUUCAGCACUGUUGGGGAUGUUGAAUGGGUAUGGCUCAUUUGCCCUGUUGGGUGCUUCAGACAGCUUGACACAAUGCUUUCACGUGCCUUGCUUCCAAAAUCAAUGUUUAAGUGGCAUCAUGCUGAGCGCGUGCAAUGGUGACAUGGGAAACAAUUCCUGUCUCAUAGAAUUCAGUCCAUGGCCUGGCUCAAGCAAAGAUGAAAGCUCUAUGCUGACAGAUCCC
Molecule: messenger RNA, 1153 nt
Organism: Durusdinium trenchii
Lineage: Eukaryota; Dinophyceae; Suessiales; Symbiodiniaceae
Source: the annotation of a GenBank genome assembly